GGAGCUUUAAAAAUGAGGGAAAUUGGAAUUUGGAAAUAAAAUACUAUACAAGUUUUAGAUUAUUCUGAAUAGAAUUAAUUUCAUAUAAAUAUAUUCAUAAAUUAUUUUUUCUAAAUAAUAUUAAUGUAACCAAUUACAAAAACGAUAGAUCCAACUCUUAAUAAAUUACAAAUAACUAUAGCAAAAUAGCUAUGAACUACCUCAGUAUAAAGUGACUUUUGUUAUUAUUUCCUAGAAAAUAGAAAUGUUUCCUAAAAGUUUGUUAUUACCUAGAAUAAGGCUAUGCAGAAGCUUAAACAUUGUAGGAUAUAGAUGUAACAAUUUAAAUAUAACAGGUGGAAUAAAUAACUAUCACAGUCUUAGGUGUCAUAACAUAAAGUCAAAAUUUACCUUGAAUCAAAGAUUACCAACAUUUUCCUAUUUACUGCAUUUGAAAUGUUAUUCCCAUGUUGAUGAUAACAUUCAGGAAGAAAAUACCCAAAAGGAAAAAGAGUUAAAUAAUAUACGUCAGCUAUAUACACACCCUAGAGUAACAUUAAAUGAAUUGACUGCGAAGACACCAGAGAAAAUAUUUGAUAUACAUUAUAAGCAAGCCAAUGUUGCUCCGAAAGGGUCGAAAAAGAAGCCAUCACAGAAUGAUUGGACCUGUGCUUAUUCUUUUGUGUGGCCGGAAAAGAUGAAGUUCGAAGGAACAUCAAUAUCAAAACGACAAGCCGCAGAAAAGGCAGCCAUUCAAGCUCUACAUUGGCUGUAUAUAAAUAAACGGAUAGACAAAAAAGGCAACCCUGUAUAUGAUACAAAUGUGAUGAAAACUUUGAAGAGCACUAUUUAUAGUCCUAUACAGGGGGCGAUUAGUGAAAGGUCUAUUGAGAAAAUUGAAAAAAUAUGGAAUGAAUAUGAGAGCGACAUAAAAACAAUAUAUGAUGCAACAUUCAAAGAGGCAAAACAGAGGCAAUACAAUUUUCCUGUUAGAGUGCAGAAGGACUCCACGAUUGAUGAUGACGAUUAUUCGUAUCAAUUGUUCGAAAGUCGAAACAUCGCUUUUUUAGUAAAUCUCUAUUUUUCACCAGAUUUCCGAACCCAAAUUCACCCAGUGUUUGGCAAAUUGAUAGAAGCGCCAUCUAGUGCAACUCUGGCGAGGCGAGAACGAAACUUGGAAAGAAUUUUUAAACAUUAUGAAGACUCUUUGACCCCGCUGCCUAUUGAUCAAUAUGCAGAGGAAAUAACAUCUAAACUCGAAACAUCGCGCGUGGCGGUGAUCGUAGGGGCGGCUGGGUGUGGUAAAUCAACCAGGGUGCCGGCAGCCAUUUUGAGAUACUGCGGUGUUGGAACUACCGCGAUUGUGUCAGAACCCCGACGUGUAGCUGCUAUUGGACUAGCACAGAGAGUCGCUGAUGAGUUAGGGGAAAAUGUUGGUGAAACAGUGGGAUACCAGGUUCGACUUCAAUCGAAACCCCCGCGGCCGCCAUCUGGCGCCAUCUUGUUUUGCACUUCUGGUGUACUCUUGCGCAGGUUACAAUUCAAUCCAGGACUCGAAGGAUGUACUCACGUGAUAAUAGACGAGGCUCACGAACGGGACGUUAACACAGACAUAACCUUGCUUUUAUUGAAACGCGCACUCAAGAUCAAUCCCAAGCUUAAGAUUGUUGUUAUGAGCGCUACUUUGGACAUCGAAGUUUUUACAAGAUAUUUCGAAGAUUGCCCAUUAAUAGAAGUCCCAGGUCGCACUUUUCCAGUAGAAGAUUUUUAUUUGGAUGAUGUAGAGAAACAAUUUAACAUAAAACUGAAGAAUACGAGAGAAAAUUGCACUAAAGAGUAUGGCAAGCCGCUGGUCAAUUGUCAAGAGGUGGUAGAAGUCAUAAAAUCAGUUGAUAAUACAAAGACGGAAGGCGCGAUACUAGUGUUUCUCCCGGGCUGGGCUGAAAUUAAAAAGAGCAAGGAACUGUUGGACCAGAUCUAUAAUGAUGGGACGCACCUUAUAUUGCCCGUGCAUUCGAGAUUAUCAACGGCAGAUCAAACAAAAAUGUUCAAUAAACCACCGCCAGGCGUAAGGAAGAUAGUUCUCUCCACAAAUAUAGCGGAAACAUCAGUAACCAUUCCCGAUGUAGUUCACGUGAUUGAUACGGGCGCUCACAAAGAAAACAGAGUCAAACAGGGCACCGGGACAGCAAGCUUGGAAACAGUAUGGGUAUCCAAAGCGGGUUCAAAACAACGCGCUGGGAGGGCGGGACGAGUUCAGCCAGGCUUUUGCUACAAACUGUAUACAAAAGAAAAGGAAGCUGAAUUCACACCUCACACGACUCCAGAAAUAUUAAGGAUACCACUAGACCAAACAGUGUUGGAUUGUAAGACCUAUGCACCGGAAGAGAAAGUGGAAGAUUUCCUCUCACAACUUCCGCAGCCUCCGAGCAAGGAUUCAUUGCGAUUCGCUGUCAAUGACCUUAUAGAUUUAGGGGCUCUAUCAAAGACAGAGCAACUGACCCGUCUGGGGAUACUCGUGUCCCACCUGAACAUAUCUCCCCGUCUGGCGAGGGGCGUAUUGCAUUCGGCGAUUGUUGGGAAUGUCGUCGCUGCGGGGAAUUUGGUCGCUCAUUGCUCUGAUAACGUCGAAGUUUUUGCUAAUGCGGCGGACAGGAAAGAUGAGAUACGCAACAUAAAGCGAAAAUUUAGUUUGACGUCCGAUCACGCGGCCUUACACUGGAUUCAGGACACGUUCGAGCUAAAGCUGGAGGAAGUUGGAUGGAGGGAGGUGGAUGGAUGGUGCGACAUGUAUGGUUUGAGGAAGGACCGGCUUUCGUAUGUUAAAUCACUCUCAAACCUGCACUUGGAGCACUUACUCAAAUGUGGAAUGUUAGAGAAAAAUCCAGAAGUAGAAGAUCUAAAUAGAUAUUCGAAUAUAGACGAGAUGACGUCAGCGAUAUUAUUAUCCGGAUCUAAUACAAUACUUUUCACAAAGAAAAUGGUGAAAACUAAAGGGAAAUUGAAGACAGCGGUGGAAUUGUUUACAAGUUUAGGCGAACGCGCCCAUAUAGGCGGCGAAAGUAUUAAUUACGGAAUAACUAAACGCAAACACAAUAGCAAUUUGCUGACUUAUUUCGGAGGAUAUCAUUCGACGGAACGCCGAGCCUUGGUCGUCCAUAAGACGAGUUUAAUAUCACCCUUGACUGCUCUUCUAUUCUCUAUGGGAGACGUCCAAAAGAAAGCCACCGUAGAAGACACGACAGAUUUGUAUUUGCCAAGACACCGACUAACAAUCGAAGUGCCAACAAGCCAAGCGGAUCACAUUCUACGUUUAAGAGAAAUGUUAUGGAACUCAUUUGAGUACUACAUUGAAAGAAAUGUCAACGAAAUUGACUUCGACGAGUUCACGAAGACGUCAACAUUCAAAAAUACUCUUAUGAAGACUGUAGCUAGUGUAUUAGUUGAAGCGAAUAGCGAAUAUGUUGAGAAAUAUAUCAAGAAUACUGAUUUUAGAUAAUAAAAAUUCGAUUAAAAAGUG
Messenger RNA from Pieris napi, 3499 nucleotides. Its product is annotated as ATP-dependent RNA helicase DHX30-like. The transcript is spliced from 22 exons. Gene Ontology annotation, cellular component: cytoplasm; nucleus; intracellular anatomical structure. Gene Ontology annotation, molecular function: DNA helicase activity; ATP binding; G-quadruplex RNA binding. Lineage: Eukaryota; Metazoa; Arthropoda; Insecta; Lepidoptera; Pieridae. The record is from RefSeq and is a predicted model, not a curated record. The coding region runs from base 245 to 3478 and encodes 1077 amino acids.